CUCGUCGAUUUUUUCCAACGGAAAAGUUUUACUUUUUGACGAUUCUCUUUUGCAGAGCAAGCGACGUAAACAAUACCUGAGAUUGCAUUAUGAAAGAUCUGUUCUUGUGUUGGGGUAUUGCUAUCUCGACUGUCUUGCUUCGCGCGUUGUUUAGCUUCUAUUUUCAUUUGGACCGAGACCGUGACGAGAGAUCAAUCCCCCACCAACAACCUUCUCUUCACAAUUUUUCCAACAUCUACCUACCAUUUCUGCUACACACACAUUUUCGAAAUCACAAAAAGGAAGACUUUAUUUCAAAAGCCAAUUCUUCUCGAAAUAACUGCAAUUCCUACCUCUUGAACCGGAGUCUUUUCAACCCAAACAUUUUCGAAAAUCUGAAAGAUCAACGCAACUAUGGCAAACAUUCUCACUAUCCCAAACGAAAUAAAAUUGGCAAUCGUCAAAUAUGUGUCCGAACAAGAUGCUCUUAACAUGAGAUUCAUGUCCAUGGAGUGGGCAGCUGCCGGCGUUGACGGCUUUUUCAAAAAUGAUGGCUGCUUCAAUUUCAAACCGACUCGGGAUCAGCUUACUAGACUCGCCAAUUUAUGCGCAAAUCCAGAAUUCGUGAAGAAUAUUCGCCAAAUCAAUUUCAAUCUUGGCGAUUUUGACAGCGAAACACUCCUAGAGAUGUGGAAGACACAACGGACACUGUCAAAUGCUCCUCCCAGCGCUAAAGAAUACGGUCAAAUGCGAUCACUUGUCAGAAUACCAACCUAUCCAGGAGCAUGGAAACAGUUCGCGGAAGUGACACGUCUCACGGAAAUCAUGUCCAUGCUGCCAAACUUGAAGAAAGUCUCAGUGAAUAGAUUUGGCUGUCCCUUCCCUGGAAAAGAAGCUGAUGAGCAUUGGGCACAACAGCUGCGUCUGUAUGCUGAUCGUCGAGUGAAAUGGCGUGUCUACGAUAGAGCUUCUGGUAUAACGAGCCUUCUAGGAAGCUACUGGCAAUGCGCUUCUGCAUCUCUCGGCUUCGUAGAAGAAUUGAACUUAGGCACGGUACCAGUUGAGGCCUUAGAGGAGCUCACCAGAGAUAUAAUGCAGCGCCAAAGCAACUCAGCCUCGACGACGGUCGCCACGAAAGCAGCUCUGUACCCGAAUAUCAAAUCGCUUUCCAUUCGAGCUGCUGCAGGAACUGCUGUAUCGCCACAUGAAGAGGAUGAUCAAUUUGUUUACUCUGACAAGAAGCUAGCAUGCAAUGUUGUUUGCUUGCUUAGUGCUUUCACCAACAUUCGACACCUGCGACUCGACCUUGCAUUGGAAGCUUGUAAUCGCGUACGGACAUCCUUCUCGAUUCAGUUUCAGAGGCUUCAUUUCCCGCAUCUGGAAUGCGCAAUCAUUGGCAACAUGCAGAUACCAGCAGACGAAGUCCGACAUUUCUUUUACAAACACCGAUCAACCUUGAAGAAAUUGGUUUUCCUGCUUGUUAGUACUUGGCUACGCCAGCGCUGGUCUAGGCAUAUCCUCACUGAGAUUCGGAUGAACCUCAAUCUGGAUGAGUUCCACCACGCACUAUGCAACUGCGAUUUUUCUUUGCCUAUGCAAACUUCUACAAGUCGCUGUACGCAUCGGCAUCCCCGCGCCGAAAGGUUCGUGGAGCUGUAUGUUACGAAGAAGAUAGACUGGCCCUUCGUAGAUGACGAACCUCAAGAUAGCUCGGGGUACCAUUGGAAUCCAACAAAAUGGCUCGUUUACUGCAGCUACUCUGAUCUAUACAAAAAGAGCCUCGUAGAGCUCGCUGCUCGGGCCCGUGGAGAGUGGCCCCCACCAUCAACUCCAAUAAUGCCUCCUUGGAUGCUGGAUUGAGUUUCUCCAGUACCUGUACUGCAGGCACGACUCAAACUCAAAGCUCGACAGCAGCUGCAAAUUUCACAACUCUCAAUAUAGUGGGUUGUGUACCAUAAUCAUCGCCUGACUAAAACUUGUCAUACCGAUCCACCGAGACUCGGUCUCAUUCUCUCUCUCUUAUUGGAGAAUGUCCCAGCUUCUGGGGAUCUUUUGGAAAUGGCACCUUGGUAGAGACUCGGAUUGGAUGAAAGGUAUUUGAUUGCUGGUACUGUUUUUGGUUUAUGUUUUUGGUUUAUGUUUUUGAUUUAUGUUUUUGUUUUUUGGUAGUUUAAUGUAUCUUAGAAUGAACAAAAUUGAUCAGAAGUCUUCCUUUUCAGAUAUGUGAAGGUG
Molecule: messenger RNA, 2211 nt
Organism: Mollisia scopiformis
Lineage: Eukaryota; Fungi; Ascomycota; Leotiomycetes; Helotiales; Mollisiaceae
Exons: 2
Coding region: 394-1839 (481 amino acids)
Source: RefSeq, a predicted model, not a curated record